This is a messenger RNA of Caenorhabditis sp. 36 PRJEB53466, 2519 nucleotides long. Lineage: Eukaryota; Metazoa; Nematoda; Chromadorea; Rhabditida; Rhabditidae. The record is from the annotation of a GenBank genome assembly.
AUGAUCGAAAUCGGCACGGAACCACGCGCCGGCACUCUGGAAUGGCUCGACAACGAUCGGAAGCGGGUGUCGUGGACCGAACUUCGCAGCGCGUUUCAUUUGGUCUACAGGCAUACGGUAGAAGCGGCGUCAAGACGUUGUCAAUAUGAGAAACGCAUUUUUUUCAGGCCACUGACUCGCUCACGGACUCGCUCAUUUUCCAUGUAUACGCGGCGAGGGAGUCGACGAGACGGGCGAGUAGGAUACGCGUUUCGGUGGACAUUCAGAUCAAGAAUCCACCGGAUCCGGAUGUUCAGGUGCGUCGGUCAGAGCUCUCGGAAAAUGGACUAAAAGUUAGGAUAGCUUUGCUUGUUGUAAAAAGUGUUCUCACUUCCAGGCUAGCUACAGUACUCUCAAAUGUGGUUGUUGAAAAAAGUUGUCAACUGCAAAAAUAGAACACAUGUUUCGUACGUCAUUUUUGUAGUUGACAACUUUUCUGAAAAACCACUCCCGAGAGUAGUGUAGGUCUUGAAAGUUAGGAUAGCUUCAAGUGCGUUGAAAAGCUCUCAGACUUUCAUGAGCCACGAUAGUUCUAGAAUUCAACUUUUCAAACUUGCAGGUGGUGCUGUUCCCCUCCUCGGUGAGCGUCCUCAACUCGGGCUCCACUCCGCUGCUCGCCGAUCUCCUCAUGACCCGCCACAAGACGGUCCCUCCACAAUCGAUCAUUUAUCGGAUCCAACAGCGGGGCGGCGCCGGAGUGACGAUCCGUCGCGGCGACGAAGAAGUCGAUCACUUUUCGCAGCAAGAGGUGACGGACGGCAAGAUUUCCGUCUGGCACACUGCCAACCGUCAUCAGCCCGUCGCCACGUGGCACGACGUCAUCGUCCUUGACAUUGAGGGACACACGCGCACUCUGAUAAUCGACAUUCGGCCGCUGGACCUGAUGCUCAAGAAUCACUCGACAAUCUGGUAUCCGCAGGGCAAGACGUACGUCGUGCUCAACUCGGAGCAUCUUGGAGCAUUCUCGAUGGGCAAUCGGAGCAGUCUCAAGUACAAAAUCACAGAGGGACCCGAGAACGGGACGUUCUAUUGGGUGGCUGGCGAGAAAGAGGCGAAAGAGUUCACGCAGAGGGACGUCGACGAGGGACGCGUGCUGUACGCGCAGCUAAACAUGCACUCCUACCAGGACAAGUUCGAGUUUCUCGUCGAGAACGACUCAAGAGAUGUACUUCGGAAUAGUUCGGAGCUGCGCGUUCGGGCUCUCAUCUCUGUGCAGCCGGUGAUUGUCGAGGCGGACACGGCGACGCCGUUGACGACGUCGCAGAUCAACGCGUCUGCGCUGUUGGUGAGUUUGACAGCUGUUGACACGACGACGAUAACCGUUUCGAAAUCAUUCAGAACUCGUCGCCACGUUUCUUUCUCACUUCGCCGCUCAAAUUCGGUCGUCUGACGUUCGAUCCGAACACCAACUACUCCACGUACUACUUCACCUACACCGAUAUUCAAAAGGGAAUCGUCUACUACAAGGCGUUCAGCAGCGAGGAAGAAGUGCACGAGAGUGUGCAUCUCGAAGUCCGUGCCGACAAUGUUCAGCCCGCCCGUUUCACGCUCGCAAUCACCGUCCUCCGAGCCGAUAUGGAAGCCUACGACGUGACGAACGCUGCGGACCAAGGCGUACUCAAUUCGGCGGGUGGCAACGCGAAAAAGCUGUCGAUAUUCGGCGAGAACAGUCUGCCGGCGGUGAUUCUCGGAGCAAUCGUCGCCGCCACGCUGUUCGUGCUCAUCUGUCGGAGGUGCGGAGACGGAAAGAAGAAGAAGAAGAAGAAGGACACGCGUCGGGCGCCGGUGAGCACGAAAUUGGACACGCCCACACGUCUGCCGCCCUCGCCGACGGACAGUUUGGAGGAGCAGGAGAAGCCACCCGAUCUGCUCGGCACCACGGUGUUCGCGUCGGUGCGGCAGGCCGAGGAUCGCAUGACUAUGCAGUCGUUCAGCAAACCGCCAAGGCCGGAGGUACGGUAGAGUUUGGUGCUUGCGCACUUUUCAAGACGAGUAUUCUGGCGCCUAUUAGUCUAGAAAUUGUUUUGUGAAAUCUUCACAUCUAGUACUUUAUUUGAUCUCUUGACAACUUUUCUCCACGACCACUUUCAAGCGCACCCGAAGCUAUUGUAACUUCCAAAAGCUACAGUAAUCUUAGGAGUGGUCGUACAAAAAAGUUGUCAGAUACAAAAAUGCACUACUAGAUGUGAAAAUUCGGAGAAAAAAAUUUGAGACACACACAACGUCUUCGAGCCCUACAGUCCGCGUUCAAAGUUCGCAGUCAACGGGUUGCUCGUCAAGUUUGGUGUCUCCGUGCUCUUUCGAAUAUUAUCCGAUUGCAGAAGUCCUCUGGCCGCAACAAACCUCCCACAAACGUCCGUCGCCCCCAACAAAACGUCUCCUCGUUGGACUACGCCGGAAUCGCCUCGGACACCCCUCCGCCGAUGCGUCUUUUCGAUCAAGUCGCCCAAACACAACCGACCAAUCACUAUUGGGUCUGA